This is a messenger RNA of Panonychus citri (citrus red mite), 4622 nucleotides long. RefSeq lists its product as uncharacterized. Lineage: Eukaryota; Metazoa; Arthropoda; Arachnida; Trombidiformes; Tetranychidae. The record is from RefSeq and is a predicted model, not a curated record. The transcript has 10 exons. Gene Ontology annotation, molecular function: RNA polymerase II cis-regulatory region sequence-specific DNA binding; DNA-binding transcription factor activity, RNA polymerase II-specific. Gene Ontology annotation, biological process: regulation of transcription by RNA polymerase II. Bases 1 to 4494 code for a protein of 1497 amino acids. Gene Ontology annotation, cellular component: nucleus.
AUGGACAUGGAAUUAUCUUCAGAUUCUCUAGGUGAUGAUGUUCUGCAUGAAGAUGAUGUUUCUCUGUUCAAUUCAACAUCACCGAUACCAGAAUCGAGCGAAUCAUUAACAUCUCUAUCAGCAGUUGAACCGACAAUUGAUUCAUGUGAUCCAACAAUGGACACCACAAGAUCAGAACUCGUUGAAUCAUCCGACUCAUCGGAUUUACUGAGUAUCACCAAUCAACGACAUGAGGAGAAAUCAUCACCAAUACUACCAUCAUCAUCAUCAUCAUCAUCGUCUUCUUGUUCAAUUGUUGUGACAACAAGUAUAGAGGAGGAAGAAGUUGUUGUUGGUGGUGAAGAGAAUCGAGAACAACAACAAGGAGAAGAAGGAGAAAAUCGUGAAGGAGAAAUUAUUUUGCAAGAGGAAUUAGUUGGAGAAGGCGGAUUAGAGGAUAUUAUUGGUGAAGAAGAAGUUAUCACAACAGAAACGGUAAACAACUUCAGAAUCACAUCCACAUUAACCGGAGGUGUUAUUACCAAUACAUCAAGUUUACCUCUUUCGACAACUGUACUCGUUUUACCGGUCAACUCUGUUGUUCAGCGAAAUCAUCAUCAUCAUCAUCAACACAACCUUUCUCAUCAACAACAUUUAGGUGAUUCUAUUGUUAUUGUUGAUCCUAUUGAUUGUUCUGUUGAUUCUGUUUUAGAGCCACCGGAAUUGUUACCUGCCCAUGAGAUUGUCUCUGAAAUAGCAGCGGUUGCCGCUGCUGCUGGUGGCUCAUUGUCAUCAACUAGUGAAUUAGUUGAAGUAAAAUCUUCAUCAACCUUAUCCUUAACUAGUACUACAACUACAACAGCCUUAAGUAAUCAGGUUACAAGUGAAAGUGUUGGUUUAAUUGUUGGUGAAACUGAUGAGACAAGGAAAUUGGUCAAUGUUGAUGAAAAUAAUGUUCUCGUUGACCCAAUCGUUAGCGUGACCAGUGUUGGUCAAACUGAUUCUCAUUUAAAUCUUCUAACUGAUACUGUUACCUCUUCACCUAAUUCACCUUCGACUGAUUUAUUAACGGGUCUUGAUUUAGUUGAAGAAGAGCAAGUUAAUGAAGAAAUUGUUGGCCAUAUAAGUGAAGAAGGUGAUAUUUGUGACUCUUCUGUGGUUGUCAGUGUUGUUCCUACUUCGGUUUUAGAUCAAGUUGAAUUAAUUGUAGAACGUGAAGAUUUAGAGGAGGAGGAAGAAGAAGAAGAAGAGGAAGAAGAAGAGGAAGAGGAAGACGAAGACGAAGAGGACGAAAGUGGUGUUACCGUUGAACUUGAUUCCACAGAGAUCGAUUCAGUUGUGAUUGAUUGUUCUCGAUCAACGGAACUAAAUUCAAUUGCUACAACAUCUUCACUUUCUAAACCUUCAAUUUCAGGUUCAGUGUCUUUGAAGCGUCGAGGUAAAAGUAAUAAUAACAUUAAGACAGAAAAUACAAGUACACGAGGAAAGAAAAGCCGAUUAACGGUAACAUCGACUGCAAGGAAUAGUGGAACUACAACUACUCGUGCGACUAAACAUCGACGUUUAUCAUCACCGCCCUCGUCAUCAACUUCAUCAUCGCCAAUUGUUGACGAACAAGCAAAUAGUAAUACAAGUGAAACCACCGGUGAUAAUCCGAGGAUGAUUGAUGCAACCGAUUUUCGUAAUGUCCUCAACACUGAGCCCACCUAUCAGACUCUGAAUGGGCGGAUGACACCGCCAGGAUUUCCCACCUCAUCCUCAAGCUAUGCCACUUUAACACCCUUGCAACCUUUACCACCCAUUUCCACCAUGUCUGAUAAGUUCAGUCACUAUGGUCAUCAUCAUGGAAAUGGUGGUUUCUCACUGAUGCAAAAUGUUACCAGUUCAGGCCUUGGGAUGGGUUCAAUGGGUUCCAAUUCAGUUUAUUCAUCUCAAUAUGAUAAGAUGGUCGCUGUUGCCGCUGCAGGAAUGACAAUGUCCCCGUUGACACAUUCACAACAAUCAUCACCAUCAGGAAGUCCAAUGGGUGUAAACAAUAAUGCAGCUUCUCAGCAGCAACAUCACCACCAACAUCAACAUCAACAUCAACACCAUCAACAGCACCUCCAGCAACAGCAACAGCAACACCACCAUCAUCAUCAACAACAACAACAACAACACCAUCAUCCUAAUCAUGUAGCCACUGCAGCAGCCAUGAUGACUUCAAGUACAUCAAACGGUUUGUCUGGAUCUUCACCUCCUGGAGGUUCAACAGCAGGAUCAUCAUCAACAUCCCAUCAUCCUCAUCAUUCUAGUCAUCAAACACUUCAUUUAGCAUCUUCUCCAUCCUCUUACCAUUCCAAUGGACUCGCAUCACCCACCGAGAAAAGCCUCUCACCCACCAAUGGUUAUGAUUAUUCCCACUCUACCCGAGGUUUAGGAUCACCUUCAAGUCCUUCCUCUGUAAAUUUACACUCACCCAACUCACUGUUACCCUCUUUAAACGGACUUCCCUCCAGUCCACCACCUUCAUCAACAAGUCACCAUCAUUCAGCUCAAAUGACACCACCAUCACCAAGCCAUCAUCACCACCACCAGCAACAUCAUCACCAACAACAACAACAACAACACCAUCAGGCUGCUGUUGCAGCAGCCGCAGCCGCAGCUCUUUCCAGUGCCCAGCAUCUCACUCUAGCCGGUAUUCCGGUUACAUCAUCUCCAAUUAAUCAUCAUCAUCAUCACCACCAUCAUCAAUUAACAUCAACAAUUGUCUCAACUCCAUUGGCUAUUGUUGCAACAGCAAAUUCCCUCCGAUCGGCAUCAGUAACUCCCAUCCCAGCGGCAAUUGUACCAACUGGUCAUCCAGUUACAAUUGUCCAGGCUUCAUCAUCAUCCCAAGAAUCGGUUGCUAAUAGUGAUCUUGGAUCGGCUUGUGUCCCUGAACCCGUCGCUCUUUUAUCAACAGUAAAUGCAAUUCAAUCGGCUGAAGAGAAAACUGUUAUCCAACAUCAUCCAGGUAAUUCUAUUUCCGGUUCUGUACAGAUUAAUGUUUCACCGGUUUUAAUAACAUCCGAAGCAUCAGUAACUCCCAUCCCAGCGGCAAUUGUACCAACUGGUCAUCCAGUUACAAUUGUCCAGGCUUCAUCAUCAUCCCAAGAAUCGGUUGCUAAUAGUGAUCUUGGAUCGGCUUGUGUCCCUGAACCCGUCGCUCUUUUAUCAACAGUAAAUGCAAUUCAAUCGGCUGAAGAGAAAACUGUUAUCCAACAUCAUCCAGGUAAUUCUAUUUCCGGUUCUGUACAGAUUAAUGUUUCACCGGUUUUAAUAACAUCCGGAAGUAAACGUUCAUCAAGUUUAACAAUAAGCUCAAAGAUUGACAAUAACCAUGGAACUGUAAUAACACCUUCAUCAGGAGGAGGUUCAGUCUCAACCACCUCAUCAACACCAUCCUCUUCAUCCUCAACCUCAUCCUCAAACAACAACAACAAUCAUACGAAUGCCAGUUCUACAAAUAAUAGUAAUAACAACACCAAUAAUAACAGUAAUAACAAUUCAAAUAGUAAUAAUGAUAAUUCAACUGCAAAUAAUUCAUCUUCAAAUAAUCUUCUCAAUCUUCAACUUCAACAACCCGGUUCAGUGGCCAGUUCAUCGGAUGAGAUUGAAGAGAUUAAUACAAAAGAACUUGCUCAAAGGAUAAGUGCAGAGCUUAAAAGGUAUUCAAUACCUCAGGCCAUUUUCGCCCAACGGGUACUUUGCCGAUCCCAGGGAACACUGUCUGAUCUAUUGAGGAAUCCUAAACCUUGGAGUAAACUUAAAUCAGGAAGAGAAACUUUUCGUCGAAUGUACAAAUGGCUGGAAGAACCAGAAUUUAGUCGUAUGUCAUCACUUCGACUUGCAGGUAAGGAACUGAUUACAUCUAUUAACGUUCCCGAUAUGAGUUGGGACCAAUCAUGUAAACGUAAAGAUGAACCGACCAGUAACAUGACCUCAACCAACACCAACAAUAACAAUAAUAACACCAAUAAUAAUAAUAAUAAUAAUAACAAUAACACCAGUACCAAUAGUAACUCGGUGACAAGUAAUAAACAAGCAUCGGCACCUAAGAAGCCACGACUUGUGUUCACUGAUCUUCAACGACGAACCCUUCAGGCCAUUUUUAAGGAAACAAAGCGACCUUCAAAGGAGAUGCAAAUAACAAUUUCACAACAAUUAGGUCUUGAUUUAUCGACGGUGGGCAAUUUUUUCAUGAAUGCCCGUCGUAGGUCACAAGAUAAAUGGAUGGACGAUGCAUCGGACAUUUCAAAGGCCUCGUCACCAAUCAAUUCAGCCUCCAACUCUCCUGCCUCAUCAGCCUCCCAUCAUAUCGGUGGACCAAGUGGUACAAGCUCAUCGUCCAGAGGUGGUGGUGGAGGUGGCGGUGGGUCAAAUGGAGCAAAUUCAACUGGAAACUCUGUUGUAAUUAAAGGUCAACUGAUCGGUCAACCAACAUCAGUUGUUACUUUAGGAGUUGUCACAUCAACAACAUCUUCAUGCACAUAAUAAACCAGCAAAUCUUUAAGUCAACUUAAAUUUACCUGCGCAAUUAACUUAAUCAUCUCAUCAUCUUCAUUUUUACAAUCAUCUUACUACAAUUUUCUCAGCUGAUUAACAACAACAACAAACAAAAC